Molecule: messenger RNA, 1344 nt
Organism: Talaromyces atroroseus
Lineage: Eukaryota; Fungi; Ascomycota; Eurotiomycetes; Eurotiales; Trichocomaceae
Exons: 7
Coding region: 1-1344 (447 amino acids)
Biological process (GO): DNA-templated transcription
Molecular function (GO): zinc ion binding; DNA binding
Source: RefSeq, a predicted model, not a curated record
AUGGAUGUGAACCGUGCAGCAUGCUGCAAGAGGAGCAAAGAGUGCCAUUACCAGGCCAGUCGGCGAGGUGGUCCGCGAAAGGGUGCCAAAUACGACAAUUCGAAGAGGAAUACGGACAUUGAUGCCUCCCGGCUUCCACAGGCACCAACCAAUUCCGUUGGCUACUCAGGUAAGAUGGAUACCCGUAUGUCCAUAUCCGCCUCUGACCGAAAACCAGUGACAGCCCCUGGGAGUCAAGCAGACCCCUUGAACGUCUCAGGGCUCGUCAGUCCGUCCAGUGGAAUCCAGAACUUUGUCAACUUAUCGGGUAUCCUUUCAGUGACUGAUGGUGUUUGUCGUUGCUGGAAUCAACUAUACCCAGAUGAGGGACAGCCAAAUCAUGAGACAGCUGCUCCUGGGAACCCGACAGCUUUAACAAUGCGAGCAUAUGAAAACGAAGCAGAUAUUCUCAACGCGUAUUACGCUUUCAUUCAUCCAUACCUCCCACUUUUGCCCCCACCGGUGGUCCCACAAUAUGAGGAUUGUCCGGUAAUUGUACGUAUGCAGGAGGAGAACUUCACUUCUCCCAGCAGGACGGUUGUGCCGUACUGGCCGGUGUCGCCACUCAGUCUGGCAUUGAGCUCUAUAUUGGUGCUUAUCCCACCUGCCCAGGAUGUAUAUUCUGCAUCCAAGACAGCUCUGAGACGGGCGUAUUCCGAAAUCUAUGCGAGCUCUGCUCUUGAAAGUGUCAAUAGAGAAGUUGAACUUCUUGGAUUGACUUCGGGAUGCACGCGCCGCCCAUUUCAUCCAAACGCACAAUUGGAGCUUGAGGCAAUUCAGGCUCUUGUCACUUUGAGCACAUAUGAGUACUGCCAGCGCGGUAACAUCUCCAAGAUGCGCCUCCGGACAAAUCAGGCGGUUACGACAGCAAUGGACAUGUCGCUACAUGAUCUUGGCAAGGAAACUAUUGAGAUACCUGAGGCACAAAGGCGUGCAUGGUGGAUGACGAUGUAUAUGGCCUAUUUCUCCUCAGUUUUGAACGUCUCCCCACCUAUUAUUUCGGUGGAUGAUCCAAGAAUAACCACACCAUAUCCCGAAUUCCUUGUACCCUUAGAGCCUUGGCCGUUGAUUCUAAAAGCGCAACGGGCGCUCUUCAGUUCAACCAACAUGUUGAAAGGCUUCGAAGCGGGUUCCAGAGUACUACCGGCUUCACUGUCCGAAGAAAACUUCCACGAACUCAACAUGUACUUACAGUCAUUAAUGGUUGAAUCAGAUCACCCGCUCCCAAUGAUGGACCGGCACGAUGCAGAAGCAUCUGCGGUGGAAGGUUUGUGGAUCAUCGCUCGCAUCUUGAUUCACACGUAA